This is a messenger RNA of Zonotrichia leucophrys gambelii, 934 nucleotides long. RefSeq names its product transmembrane protein 199 (gene VMA12). Gene Ontology annotation, cellular component: endomembrane system. The coding region runs from base 60 to 641 and encodes 193 amino acids. Lineage: Eukaryota; Metazoa; Chordata; Aves; Passeriformes; Passerellidae. The record is from RefSeq and is a predicted model, not a curated record. The transcript has 6 exons. Gene Ontology annotation, biological process: vacuolar proton-transporting V-type ATPase complex assembly.
CUCUAUGGUUCCCCUCGCCGCCCCUCCCGGUCGCCCCGGCAACGCCGGCCGGGCCCAACAUGGCGUCCUCGGUGCGGGCCGGGCCGCGGCUGCGGCGGGCGGCGCGGGACGGAGAGUUGGCGGCGCUGCCCGCGGCGCUGAGGGAUGAGCUGGAGGCGGCGCUGGCGGAGGAAGGAGCGCUGGUGCCGUUCGGGCUGCUGCGGAGGCUGCACGCCGCGCUGAGGGAGGCAGGGUCUCCGCUGCACCUACACGAGCUGCUGGAGGGAUGCGAGAUCCACCUGCCCGAGGUGCCGGUGCCGCCGCGGAACCCCGAGCUGGUGGCACGGCUGGAGCGGAUCAAGGCCAAGCUGGCACACGAGGAGUACCAGCGGAUGACCCGCAACAUCACCGGCCAGGAGAUGAACGGGCCAUUGGCUGAAUUUGGGAGGCAAGUUCGCUCCGUGAAAGCCGUUGUCAUCACCAUCUUCAACUUCAUUGUCACCGUGGUGGCCGCCUUUGCCUGCACCUACCUGGGCAGCCAGUACGUCUUUGCAGAGACAGCUGCACGUGUCCUGUCAGCUGUCAUUGUGGCCUCGGUGGUGGGCCUGGCCGAGCUGUACGUGAUGGUGCGGACCCUCGAAGGGGACCUUGGGAAACUGUGACCAUGGACUGCAGGCUUCAUGCUGGAGGAUUUUGUCCUCUUCAGGAGCUGCUAAUUUGGGACAGAUCUUGUCCUAUCUGUGCCUGUUCCUGCUGCACUCCUCAGGCUCGUCCUUUGCUGCUCGCUCCUGAAAUGAAUCUUGGGUUGGAAAUCCCAGAGCUGCAGAACAGGAGAGGGAAUGGCUGUGGACUCCAACCACCCCAGCAGGGAGAGGGGCAUGAGCUCCUGCCAUCCCUCUUCUAGGAAAUUCCUGUCCUUUUAUUCUGAGAAUAAAUAACACUGUGUGUUCCUGCG